Messenger RNA from Syngnathus typhle (broad-nosed pipefish), 777 nucleotides. RefSeq names its product golgin subfamily A member 7B-like. Gene Ontology annotation, cellular component: palmitoyltransferase complex. The coding region runs from base 146 to 622 and encodes 158 amino acids. Gene Ontology annotation, biological process: peptidyl-L-cysteine S-palmitoylation; protein targeting to membrane. NCBI's taxonomy places the organism in Eukaryota, Metazoa, Chordata, Actinopteri, Syngnathiformes, Syngnathidae. The transcript has 5 exons. The record is from RefSeq and is a predicted model, not a curated record.
GAUGUCACUCGGAUUAGUUCAUGUCGAGGUAAAUAAAAGCAUAUAUGUAGAGCUAAAUCCUGUCCUCCUACUUGACUAGCCCCUCCCCCAUCAUUUAAUCUGUCCCGUGUCAGUCAUCAGUGCACGCCGGGACUCGAACAGCAACAUGGCGACUGAGUUCCACAAUUUACAGGAGUUGAGGCACAGUGCAUCCCUGGCCAACAAAGUCUUCAUCCAGAGGGACUACAGUGAGGGAACCACUUGCAGAUUCCAGACCAAGUUCCCUUCUGAGCUGGAGAGCAGGAUUGAGCGGACUUUAUUCGAGGACACUGUGAAGACGCUCAACAACUUCUACGCAGAAGCAGAAAAGAUCGGAGGGCAGUCUUACUUGGAAGGCUGUCUGGCCUGUGCCACAGCAUAUCUUAUCUUCCUCUGCAUGGAGACACGCUAUGAAAAGGUGUUGAAGAAAAUUUCCAAGUACAUUCAGGAGCAGAAUGAAAAGAUCUAUGCUCCGAGGGGUCUGCUCAUCACCGAUCCCAUAGAGAGGGGAAUGCGAGUUAUUGAGAUUUCCAUCUACGAAGACAGAGGCUCCAGCGGUUGCAGCUCGGGGAGCAGCUCUGUGUCCAGCAGCACAGCUCGAUGAUUGAGCACUUCUGGCAAAACAAUGUCCCUCUGAUCACUCAUCACCCUGGAGAACAACUUUUGGGUAUUUGAACCGUUCCUCCAUCGCUUCACAGAUCCACAAGAUGUUCCUGAAGAAAGAAAUUUCUCCUCAGCUGUACUACAUUAGUUACUAUA